Molecule: messenger RNA, 1992 nt
Organism: Talaromyces rugulosus
Lineage: Eukaryota; Fungi; Ascomycota; Eurotiomycetes; Eurotiales; Trichocomaceae
Exons: 6
Coding region: 1-1992 (663 amino acids)
Biological process (GO): fungal-type cell wall organization; (1->6)-beta-D-glucan biosynthetic process
Cellular component (GO): plasma membrane; endoplasmic reticulum membrane
Molecular function (GO): glucosidase activity
Source: RefSeq, a predicted model, not a curated record
AUGGCGGACGACACAGAAAGACGACUAUCUGUUCGGUCCACGCCUCAUAUUCGCCUGAAUUCAGGCCGACAGGAACCCUAUGUUGACUUGGAAGAAGGAACCAGAGAACUGGAGCAUCAGCUAUCGAAUCGCUCUCAGCGGUCUCUGGUUCCCCCCGAGAGAAGGUCGACCGUGAUAACAGCUGCGCCUGAACUGCCAUCACCCCCAAUUAUAUCUCCUCCGAUCAUAUCGCCAACGGAUUCUUCAGAGCUGCUUUUCCCUCCCCCCAGAAAAGUACGGUCCCGAGGGAGUCCAGAUCGCUCUACAUUGAUAUCUGCUAUUUCAUACCAGAGAAACAGCUGGGACUCCCAUUCUGACGCUGGGAGCCGCGACAGCCGCGGCUUUCCGUUUGAUCCCUUUGUUGACUCGACAUGUCCUUCGCGGGCAGACAGCGACGAUGAAAAUGUGAACACGCAGACAGUGUCGGAAAAAUACAACAUCAUGCCGACGGAAGGGCUGCUUCUGUUUCCAGAGGAUGUUGAAAAAGAUGACUACUUGCACAACCCCGAUGCAUCCGACAGAGACCGAGUGUGUGAUAUGUGCAACACCCGAGGGGUGUUUAAUAUCGGUGGUCUGGCAUUUUUGACUAUUGGAAUUGUUGCCUUAUUCAUAGUCUAUCCGGUUACCACUUUUGUGGGACAAAUGUUUGAGCCGCCUUAUGACCCGUGCAAGGAAGAUCCAAUGUGUCUUGAUAACAACAAAUCACUGCUUAAGAAUGUUAGAACCGGACUUAUAGAUCCGAUGACACCGGAAUCAGCCAUGUCGAAAAUAUCAGCUGACGGGACGGAGUGGAAGUUGGUCUUUUCUGAUGAAUUUAACGUCCCCGGACGAACAUUCUACGACGGGGAUGAUCCUUUCUUUCAAGGCGUGGAUUUGUGGUAUGGUGUGACGCAGGAUCUAGAGUGGUACGAUCCAGAUGCAAUUACAACAAAAAACGGCGUUUUAGAAAUCCGAUUCGAUCCGUAUGAUAACCACAACCUCAACUUUCGCUCUGGCAUGCUUCAAUCGUGGAAUAAAAUGUGCUUUUCCGGUGGCCGUCUGGAAGCCAGUAUCUCACUUCCGGGACAAGGAGAUAUCUCCGGAUUUUGGCCCGGUUUCUGGGCAAUGGGAAACCUCGGCCGAGCAGGAUAUGCUGCUACAACAGACGGGAUGUGGCCAUAUAGCUAUCACGACGAGUGCGAUGUUGGAAUUACAGCAAAUCAAAGCUCGCCUGAUGGUAUGAGUUUCCUCCCGGGCAUGCGUCUACCUGCAUGUUCGUGCCCUGGAGCCGAUCAUCCAUCACCCGGAAAGUCUCGCAGCGCGCCUGAGAUUGAUGUGAUCGAAGCUAGUGUCACUGUUCUCGAUGAAUUCCAAGACCGCAUCGGUGUAGUUUCGCAGAGUCUGCAACUAGCACCGUACGACGUUUGGUACAUGCCAAACUAUGACUUCGCUGCGGUGUACGACUCAAGAAUCACAACGAUUAAUGAGUACCGCGGUGGUCCUUUCCAGGAAGUAGCUUCUGGACUGACCAACUUGAACAACGACUGGUACAAUGGAAAAGAGUACCAGAUUUACGCUUUUGAAUACACUCCCGGGGGUGAAGGAGACGUUACUUGGUUUGUUGGCGGCGACAAGACCUGGACAUUGGAUGCUCGCGCCGUCGGCCCCAACGGUAAUAUCGGCCAGCGAGUCAUCCCAACAGAACCAAUGUAUCCGAUUCUCAAUUUCGGUAUUUCAAAUUCCUUUGCAAUGAUCAACUGGACCGGGCUCGCGACGACUUUCCCGGCGACGAUGCGCGUUGAUUAUCUGCGCAUUUACCAGAAUCCCGACAAUAUCAGUAUCACCUGUGACCCGGAAGAUUAUCCGACUACAGAAUACAUUAAGAAACACCCAGAGCCUUACAACAACCCUAAUUUGACUACUUGGUCGGAUACCUACGACUGGCCCGAAAAUUCAUUUGUCCAUGGAUGCUAA